AGAACGUUUAGUUCCACCUCGCGCACCCACGGACGAGCGGGCCGAAAGAAGCUGGCAGCCAUUGGCGCUUUCACAAAUGUCAGAGCAACCGAUCUCCAUCCACUACCAGCAGAUGGAGGAGUGGCUGGAGGAUCGCAAGUCUGUGUUCUCGCGCAAGCACAAAAAGCAGUACGCAGACCUGCUAGCUUUGGCUCCGCGGCUGGUGCAGAUGGCCCAGUACGACAUCCCCGCCUUGGAGAAGCAAAUCAAAAAGAACGAAACCGCCGUGGAGGAGUGCCACCGCGUGGGUGAGGAGGCGGCGAAGACGCAACAGAAGCUGCGUGAUAAGCGAACUGCGAUGUUGCUUGAGUACGGAAUUGAAGUGGAGGCGUCUGGCGAGAGCGGCGUCAUCGAUGCGGUAAAUCAACGUAUCGGUGCGGCGUGUGUGAAGCUGAACACCGCGUUUCGAGAGUACAUCCAGGCCCAGGCCGGCUCCCUCAAAGCGUCCUACAACGCGCACCUCGACAGAACGGCGGCCGGCUUCUUUGGCGCCGACGCCUUUGCGCUGCAUUUCCCAUGGCUGCAGCGCGCUGUAGAGGAGGCGGAACUGCCGCUGCCCCACAGCACUGCGCCCGAUCAGGCAGACGACUACGCAGCGGCUGCAGGGCCGCAGAUUGACUGGGGCGACGACGACGAUGUGUUCGCGGAGAGGGAGACAGGGGUGGGAGCUGCCGCUGCCUCCGCCGCCGCCGUGGAAAUUAACUGGGAUGCGGUCGAGAUGGAGGCCCGCCCGGAGGAGAACGAGGGACUUCCGCCCAGUGACGGUAAGCACUUCUCUAUCGAUCUUUCGCUUGCAAAGCACCGUGUGAGCAUCUUGGCAGAGCUGCAAGCCGCUGCGUGCUUUUGCCGAGAGCGGAACGCCAUUCAGCACGUCGGCGCGAGUGGUCCGACUGAGGAGGUGUAUGCGCUGCUCUCCGAUUCCCGAGAAGCUGAGUUUGCGCGAAUGAAGGAGAACUUUCGCAGCAAGGACGCUUUCAUUGACCGCGUUGACCGUUUUGAGCAGCAGAUGAUGGUGGCGAAGAACCGGCACGCCACACACGAGGCCAAAAAGCACGACGCAGAGGUGGAGCUGGCAAGAUUGAAGCCGCAGCAUGCCGAGUUACUCGCGAAGACAGCCACCACGAGAGACAGCGCGCUAGCCUGUUUGGGGCAGAUGUUCCCCGACCGCAGAAUCCUCAUCGUCGGCGACGUGAACAAGUACAUCGCAUGA
Messenger RNA from Leptomonas pyrrhocoris, 1249 nucleotides. RefSeq lists its product as hypothetical. Lineage: Eukaryota; Euglenozoa; Kinetoplastea; Trypanosomatida; Trypanosomatidae. Gene Ontology annotation, biological process: regulation of cyclin-dependent protein serine/threonine kinase activity; regulation of mitotic cell cycle. The transcript has a single exon. Gene Ontology annotation, cellular component: endomembrane system. The record is from RefSeq and is a predicted model, not a curated record. The coding region runs from base 77 to 1249 and encodes 390 amino acids.